Messenger RNA from Orycteropus afer afer, 1368 nucleotides. RefSeq names its product solute carrier family 38 member 1 (gene SLC38A1). The record is from RefSeq and is a predicted model, not a curated record. Gene Ontology annotation, biological process: amino acid transmembrane transport; L-glutamine transport. The coding region runs from base 1 to 1368 and encodes 455 amino acids. NCBI's taxonomy places the organism in Eukaryota, Metazoa, Chordata, Mammalia, Tubulidentata, Orycteropodidae. Gene Ontology annotation, molecular function: L-glutamine transmembrane transporter activity. The transcript is spliced from 14 exons.
AUGAUGCAUUUCAAAAGUGGACUCGAAUUAACUGAGUUGCAAAACAUGACAGUGCCCGAGGAUGAUAACAUUAGCAAUGAUUCCAAUGAUUUCACGGAAGUAGAAAAUGGUCAGAUAAAUAGCAAGUUUAUUUCUGAUCGUGAAAGUAGAAGAAGUCUCACAAACAGCCAUUUGGAAAAAAAGAAAUGUGAUGAAUAUAUUCCAGGAACAACCUCCUUAGGCAUGUCUGUUUUUAACCUCAGCAACGCCAUUAUGGGCAGUGGGAUUUUGGGACUCGCCUUUGCCCUCGCAAACACGGGAAUCUUACUUUUUCUGAUACUUUUGACUUCAGUGACAUUGCUAUCUAUUUAUUCAAUAAAUCUUCUCUUGAUCUGUUCAAAGGAAACAGGCUGUAUGGUUUAUGAAAAACUUGGGGAACAAGUCUUUGGCACUACAGGAAAGCUGGUAAUCUUUGGAGCCACCUCUCUACAGAAUACUGGAGCAAUGCUGAGCUACCUCUUCAUAGUAAAAAAUGAACUACCCUCAGCCAUAAAGUUUCUAAUGGGAAAGGAAGAGACAUUUUGGGACUGGUAUGUUGAUGGCCGCGUUCUGGUGGUAAUAGUCACCUUUGGCAUAAUUCUCCCUCUGUGUCUCUUGAAGAAUUUAGGAUAUCUUGGUUACACUAGUGGAUUUUCCUUGAGCUGUAUGGUUUUUUUCCUAAUAGUGGUUAUCUAUAAGAAAUUUAAACUUCCUUGCAUUGUUCCAGAGCUAAAUUCAACAUUAAUUAAUAAUUCAACAAAUGCUGACAUGUGUACGCCAAAAUAUGUUACCUUCAAUUCAAAGUUAGAAGCCCUUGAAGGAGUCUUGGGAGAAAUGAUCUCUUGUAGCGUUUUCAUGCUCUCAGUGACUAUUAUCCCCAGCUUUGGUCAAAACGUGCAUUCAGACCUCCUUCACAAGUACCAGAGUAAAGAUGACAUCCUCAUCCUGACCGUGCGGCUGGCUGUCAUAGUCGCUGUCAUCCUCACAGUACCAGUGUUAUUUUUCACAGUUCGUUCAUCUUUAUUUGAACUGGCUAAGAAAACAAAGUUUAAUUUAUGUCGUCACAUCUUGGUCACCUUCAUACUCUUGGUUAUUAUCAACUUGUUGGUCAUCUUCAUACCCUCCAUGAAGGAUAUUUUUGGAGUUGUAGGAGUAACAUCUGCUAAUAUGCUUAUUUUCAUUCUUCCUUCAUCUCUGUACUUAAAAAUUACAAACCAGGAUGGAGAUAAAGGAACUCAAAGAGUUUGGGCUGCCCUCUUCUUGGGGCUGGGGGUGUUGUUUUCACUGGUGAGCAUUCCCUUGGUCAUCUACGACUGGGCCUGCUCAUCGAGUAGUGAUGAAGGCCGCUGA